GGGGCGGGGCCGCGCGGCUCCCCGCGGGUUUGGGCCGCCGCCAUUUUGUUGGCGCCCGGCGCUGCCGGCGGGACGGAAAGGGCCGGGAAUUGCCUGGCGGCUCCUCCCCCGCCGGACCCGAGAGGCGGGGACUGAGCGAGGCCCUGCCGGGACGGGACGGGGCUGCGGGGCCCAGCGCGGCGCAGCGAUGUCGGCGUUCUCGGAGGCGGCGCUGGAGCGGAAGCUGUCGGAGCUGAGCAACUCGCAGCAGAGUGUGCAGACCCUGAGCCUGUGGCUCAUCCACCACCGCAAGCACUCGGCGCUCAUCGUCAGCGUGUGGGAGCGGGAGCUGCGCAAAGCAAAACCAAAUAGGAAGCUGACAUUCCUGUACUUGGCCAAUGAUGUCAUACAGAACAGCAAAAGAAAAGGACCAGAAUUUACAAAAGACUUUGCUCCAGUAAUAGUGGAGGCUUUUAAGCAUGUUUCAAGUGAGUCUGAUGAGAGUUGUAAGAAACACCUUGGCCGAGUGCUGUCUAUCUGGGAAGAAAGGUCUGUUUAUGAAAAUGAUGUAUUAGAACAACUUAGGCAAGCUUUAUACGGAGACAGAAAGGGGAGGAAGCGCACGUAUGAACAGAUAAAAGUUGAUGAAAAUAACUGUUCACCUAGAAGUUCUCCCACUGACCCUCCUCAGACCACAGAUCUCAUUAGAGCAUUACAAGAACUAGAAAAUGCUGCCUCUGGGGAUGCAGCAGUUCAUCAGAGAAUAGCCUCGCUGCCUAUAGAGGUCCAAGAUGUGUCCCUGUUAGACAGAAUAACAGAUAAGGAAUCUGGAGAGCAACUUUCCAAAAUGGUAGAUGAUGCAUGUAUGUUGCUGGCGGAUUACAAUGGCAGGUUGGCAGCUGAAAUAGAUGAUAGAAAACAGCUGACUCGAAUGUUAUCAGACUUUCUCCGAUGUCAAAAAGAAUUCCUUGCAGAGAAAGAACAUAAGCUGGAAGAGUACAAACGCAAGUUAGCCAGAGUGUCCCAAGUACGGAAAGAACUCAGGUCAAGGAUCCAGAACCUGCCUGAUCUCUCACGACUUCCCAACGUCACAGGCAGCCAUGUACACCUACCAUUUGCAGGAGACAUCUACAGCGAUGAUUGAUUACAAGAACAUCCUUCCAUAACCUCUGCUUUUCUGUGAAAUGAGGAGUAGGCCAGACUGAUCGGUACUCUUGUAGUAUUAUUUUUGUAUAUUGUUGGAGAGUGUCAGUAAAAAUACUUUAAUAAUUUAUAAAAAAUGGUUUAAAAAGUUGAUUUGUUUACUAUUUUAUUGGCAAGUGAACAUAAGGGUACAUUUAUAAAAGUGGCAUGUGUGUCUGUUACACUGAGGAAUUAAUGAUUAUCUUAUCUUUUGUAAAGAUUUUGGUUGGAUGCCCUGUAAAAAAACUUGCUAAGAUUUUUCUUAUGUACCCUAUAUUUAAUGUAGAUCAACAUAUAACGAAGACAUAAUUCUAACUUGAGACAUUUCCGUUGCUAGUGAGGAAGCGAAAUGUGGAAAUCACAGGCUUGUGUUUGCAAAAAGGUCAAUGCAAUUUAAUGCAAAGUUAAAAGUGAUCUUACUGUCUAUUACAUUUAAAUUAUCCACUCCCAAAAAAAGUAAGUUUUUUGAGGUAAAUGUUAAUAACCAAUUUUCUGUUGGAAAACAUAAGUCAUGUUACACUGAGCAGAUCUUUAAAUGACUCAAAAUACUGCAAUAUUUUUGUUUCAUUUAAAAGUCAUUGUGUAGAAACUAUACAAUUGACCAGUUUAAUUAUGUUUCGAAAUUGUAACUUUUUACAGCUGCUUAGUUUCUAAAUUGAGGGACCAUUCAUUUGUACUCUAAUCUCUUUCUAGAACAUCUGUCUCCAUCUAAAAAGGUUAAUCCCAGAAAUGUGAAGCUAUUUUAAAGCUUUAAUUAAAUUGAAAGGUCAUUCUCUAAACUGUCUCAAUUGCUAAAUGCUCAUUAUUAAUGUUUGGCAACGCUACGUACCAUCCAUACAUGAAGCAAGAUGAUGCUACAGCUGUUCUGUACAUUCUCUUCCACUGAGAAGCCCUAGAGGCCAGCAUGGGCUACCAGCUCCCCACCUUGACCCACCCCAGCAAAGAUUUCUAAAUCUCGAUCGUCUUUUUCUCACACAAUAGGAGGAGACAGUUCAGACCUGUGUAUGAGUCAAACAGUGGAAAAUUAUUGCCAAGUUAACAAUUUCCUCUGCAUGGCACAAAUAUGGUGUUUGUCUACAAACAGCUGAAUUUGUGAAGAAUCCUUGUUAGUGUGCUAUGCAUCAGCUACAUAUCUCAAUGGCAUCAAAGUACACUGUGCGCCGGUGUCGUCUAGAGCCUUAUAUCUUUGUGGGUCUGAUGUGCCAGGCCAUUGGAUCCAUACAGUCCAAUAGACCCGAUUGUCCCUCUCCUCCACCUGGCUAAAGGCAGGGCCCCUCUAGUUCUGGUUGUGGUACUCGUUGCUCUCUUACCAUAAAUAUGACCUGGAGGUCCCUUCGAGAGGAUCGCAUAUAAUAUCAUCACUUCUUUACCGUUUGGAGUCUUGCCCAUGAGAGACUGGAGCAACAUUUAUCCUCGAAGAGCUUCUUCUGGUAGUCGUUCCUCUUUUUCAAUUCACGUAUCCAGGCUGCUAAGGAAGAGGUGGGUUUUCCAUCCCACCUCCUCAUAUCUCCUCCAUGCUCAUGAAGGUAAAACCAUAGAUUAUCUCGGGGAGUGUACCCUCUCUCCUUAGCUGGGGGAUGCUGGCUCCUGGUAGCAGAGGCUCUCCUUUGUCCUGAUGAGGUAUGGAAGAUUCCUUCCUUAAAUUCCUCUCUUAGCUUCUGGUGGCCCUCUUCAAUCUUCUUUUCUAGGCUUCGGACAUGUUCAGCCAGUUUUGUUUCCACAGAGGAGAUGUGGGCUUGUAGUGGGGUGGUGACAGUGUCUUCAUAAAUCCUGAGUUUACUAACCAAUGCGCCCACUUUGUCUUCUCCCUCCCUCCAUUGUAACAUUGCUUAGUAAUGGGAAUAUAUUUCUGGCCCGAGCUGUGCAAACUUUAACCACAUCUGGGAUGUGCACUGUGCGCCGUCUGGACUUUUAGGGAAUCUUUCAUCCUCUGAAAAGAUUAUCUCCAGCAUCAGAUUAUCUUGAGCAUCAUUAUCUUGAGCAUCAGAUACCUUGUUCCAUCGUCCUUGCUGCACAUGGAAGUCCUCCGUACAAAGAUAUCUCUCCCUUACACUUGACAACAGUCACUGCCAGAGGCUUUUUCCUGCCUCUUUACAAUCCCCUGAUCAAUGACCAUAUCUCAAGACAGAGAUCUCAGUUACCUUGCUUCACUCCCAUCUAGAAUUGUAUCAUUAGCUGUGGCAUCCCAGAUUCAGAGCAGCCAUAUCAAAAUGGACUCGUUUGCCUGUCACAUGAACUCUCUCUGCAGCUCAUGCAGAUCACCCAGGUUAGGGACCAAGUGGAUGAUUUCUGGCUCUGUUUCUUCUGCUGAGCAUGAAGGUCCCGCCUCUUCCCCGUCACUCACUAAGCAAACUGAUUUAGUCUUGGAUGCUCUUUUCUGGACAGGGGCGACUGCUGUUGGUUCAGUUUGUCCUUCUGGCUCCACAAUGUGGAUGUCCAUGCGUGGACAUCAUGCUGGUUAAUUUGCUUUGUUUUACCUCUGGCUCAGCCGUGGUUUGUGUGGACGCAGUACCUGUUGAUUUGUUUCCUUCCUCCUCCUCCUUAAGGUACUGUACCAUACCAAGCAGUGACCGGUAGGCAGUGGCCAGGGCCCAACAUGUUGCCGUAAGCUGCCCAUCUCUGAAGCUGUCAGAGCACCUUCCUCUCAUGUAUCUUAUUGCUCUAACAGGGUCCUGCAGUUGUUCAGGGGUGAAUUUCCAGACCAUUGGCGGAGAGAAGCUCUACAAAUACUGGUCCAUGUCCUGCCACUUUUGAUGCCACUUAGCAUUAUCCACUCCCAGAGAGGCCUCCAGGCAACUUCCCUAGAAGCUGCCCUGGGCAGCUGCUGCAAAUGACCCUUCCAUCAGAAAUCUCAUACAGGGUGUAGGAUACACAGUUUUGGUUAUACCCACAUAGUGAUAAACUGGUCCUGGCCCCUAUAACUAGGACAAUGUUUGAAUUCCAUCCAUGGAAAACUUAAUUUGUACCCAGAGGUACAAAAUAAGUACAGUGACAUGGCUUGUUGGGCUGCAUUGAAGGAUCUGUCUUGGAUACUCAAAAUCAUAGGGAAUUUUUAAACAAUCUUUUGCUGCCUUAAUUGAAAAUAAUUAUAAUAAUGAAGUUGUAUGCUGAAUUUUCUUGAUCUCUCGAGGGUUUUAAAAAAGACAUGACACUUCACUAGAUUUGUUUUUCCUCUUCAUAACUCUUAGUGGUAACGUUGUUUAUCUGCAGAUAAUGUAGAACUGAUAAAAGAAUGAGGAAAAAAUGUCAACUACUUCUUGAUGUAUAUAAGUUUUAAUUUUGAGAGAGUGUUAUUUUCUGGAUAUAUUUUUCUUCAUUUUACUGUGAAAUUGUUUGCUUCAAGGAGUUUUUCACAGCUGGGGUUUUGGAAAUGAUCCCUCAAUAUUUCUUUGGAAAAGAGGACUUGUGGAAGGCAAAGGUCACUCUUACAGCAAGUGUUAUAUAUUAGUGGCUGAAUGGUACUUUUUUUUUUAAUUUAUAUGAAAAAGGCAUCAGGUAUCAAGUAGUUAGAAGAUUUAUCUUGUGACUGUAAUAGUAUAGCAGAAGAUAACAUGGUACGAUACAAAUGCAGUCCUGUAGUGUCAAAAAAUACCUCCAAAUUCUCAGGUUCCAGAGUUUAAUGUACGUACUUCUGACAUCUCAGGAAGAAAAGAGGCUGGGUGGGGAACGGUGGAGUGCCUAGGAGCUGGAAGGGAGAACAUGCCUGGGUGGAAAUGUAAAGCAAACUGAAUGUGAACUUUCAUCCAAACAGAAGUAACUGUGAAACUGGUUGCGUUACCACCCUGGGAAAGAAAAUGUGUGGGUAUACCCUGCCUGCCUCUUCUAACGUGGUCUGACUCUAUGCAGACCAGAAUGCCCACCCUACAAAAGGCACAAUUAUAAAAUAUCUGAACAUUUUUCAUCUAAUAAUAAAAGCAUAAUAAUUAGAUUAUUUGCUUCACUGUAUUGCACUUUUAUUGAGCAUUCUCUGAAAAAAAGCAAAGAGAUUCCUGCAGCACUUUGCCAUAUGAGAAUGCUUAUCUUGGAGGUCACUGGGACUGCUUGUGUAUUCUAGUGUUUGCAGGCUCAAGCUGUGUUUUUUGCAGAAUGUUUUGAAAGAUAUCAGGAAUAUUACCCCAAUUCUGUGGUUUGAAAAAUAAAUGUGAAGUCAUUAGUUACAAAAAUUACUAUUCUUAGAAAUUAUGUUUCAUUACUCCUUUUGGAAAUUAAACUACAGCCUGCAGUAACAUUAGCUUGUCUGAUUCACUCUGUUAAUGUUUGUAUUAAUAUAUUAAAACACCUCUGUUAAUCCCUAGCAACACAACCCAAUCUACAUGCUUAUUAUGUAUUUUAUCUGAGUAGUCUUCUGAGUGUCAAACUGAGAGCUUUCAUUAUGACAAAAUUACAUUCCUGUUUACCUGAAGUUUAAAAAGACAGUGUGUUAAGACUUCCACGGACUAAUGCUGCUCUCACAAGUCAGUGGCAACUCAGUCUGGUACUUCGAUGAUGACCCAAAAUAGAUACAUAGGAUGCAGUAGCCAGCUGUGGAGACAACUAUGGAAGACAUGGAAAUCAUACACAGGCUUGAUUGGCCCUCUACAGAAGUGCUGGAUGUCAGCCUCUUGAAACGUAAGCAAAUAGAUCUGUGGGUGUGGAUUUUUUUCAGUGGGAAGAUCAAUGAAAACCAGCACAUCUAAAAUUUGAUGGUUACUUCUAUAAAUAUUUAGGGCCGGUUCUCUUCAUUACUCAUGCAUAUAAUCACAGUGACUAUUCCUGCAAGUAAAGAAGGCAGACUCAAAUGUGGUGUCUGAAGUGGAAUUCUUUUUUAAUGAAUGACCAAUUUUGUCUUGGCUCCUAUUUCAGUGUGUCAUUUAUCUUGAUUAAGUAGUAAAUCUCUUCCAUUGUGUUAUUUACUAAUCUAAUUCAGAAUUCAUAUUUACAAUAUUUAAAUUAUCCUACUGAGCAUGAUGUUUUUGUGGGAAUUUGCAGAAGUUCAAUAGCUCUCGUUAUUUGUUUGCAACAAAAAUAGAUUCAUUUGUUAAAAGCUAACAAGAAAAGUUUGAAAUGUAAAGAUGUUUCAUUAUUGUGCUUUUCUGACAGAACCUGUAAUCCUUGUGUAAUUUAUGUCCUCAGAAUAACACACCUGUAUGUACGCUCUUUCAUAUUUAAUAAAACAUUGUUGUAAAAACA
Chiroxiphia lanceolata (lance-tailed manakin) is the source of this 6330-nucleotide messenger RNA. It is a transcript of the gene RPRD1A, whose product is annotated as regulation of nuclear pre-mRNA domain containing 1A. The record is from RefSeq and is a predicted model, not a curated record. Lineage: Eukaryota; Metazoa; Chordata; Aves; Passeriformes; Pipridae. The coding region runs from base 188 to 1123 and encodes 311 amino acids. Gene Ontology annotation, molecular function: RNA polymerase II C-terminal domain binding. Gene Ontology annotation, cellular component: RNA polymerase II, holoenzyme. The transcript has 7 exons. Gene Ontology annotation, biological process: mRNA 3'-end processing.